CUGGCGCUCGGGGGCGGGGCGGCGGCCGGUGAGGCGGCGGCGGCGGGGUGGGGUGGCGGCGCGGUGCCAUGCUGCGGUCGCUGGGCUCCCUGCUGUGCCUCUGGGCGCUGCGCCUCCCGCCGGGCCCCGGCGCGGCCUCCCGGGGGCUCGACGUGGCGUCCUACAGGGAGCGGGUGCGCGCCAUGUUCUACCACGCCUACGAGCACUACCUGGAGAGCGCCUUCCCCUACGACGAGCUGCGGCCGCUCACCUGCGACGGGCAGGACACCUGGGGCAGCUUUUCCCUCACGCUGAUCGACGCCCUGGACACCCUGCUAAUCUUGGGAAACGUUUCAGAGUUCCAGAGAGUCGUCAAUGUGCUGCAGGAAGGGGUGGAUUUUGAUAUUGAUGUCAAUGCAUCUGUCUUUGAAACUAACAUUCGAGUGGUGGGUGGUCUCCUCUCCGCUCACUUGCUAUCGAAGAAGGCUGGUGUUGAAGUAGAAGUGGGAUGGCCGUGCUCUGGACCUCUCCUGAGGAUGGCGGAGGAAGCAGCUCGCAAACUCCUGCCUGCUUUUCAGACCCCAACUGGGAUGCCUUAUGGAACAGUGAACUUGCUGCAUGGAGUAAACCCUGGCGAGACCCCAGUUACCUGUACUGCUGGAAUUGGUACAUUUAUAGUGGAAUUUGCCACUUUAAGCCACCUUACUGGUGAUCCGGUGUUUGAGGAUGUUGCCAGGAAGGCCCUGAAGGCACUGUGGAAAAAUCGCUCAGAUAUUGGACUGGUUGGUAACCACAUUGAUGUGAUAACUGCCAAAUGGGUAGCUCAAGAUGCUGGCAUUGGGGCUGGAGUGGACUCCUACUUUGAAUACCUUGUUAAAGGAGCCAUUCUGCUGCAGGACAAGGAGCUGAUGUCCAUGUUCCUAGAAUAUAACAAAGCUAUAAAAAAUUACACAAAGUUUGAUGACUGGUACCUCUGGGUUCAGAUGUACAAGGGAACAGUGUCCAUGCCUGUUUUUCAGUCUCUGGAGGCCUACUGGCCAGGCCUACAGAGCCUAAUUGGAGAUGUAGAUAAUGCCAUGCGAACCUUCCUCAACUAUUACACUGUUUGGAAGCAGUUUGGUGGACUGCCCGAGUUCUACAACAUCCCCCAGGGCUAUACAGUGGAGAAGAGAGAAGGAUAUCCGCUCAGGCCUGAGCUGAUUGAGAGUGCAAUGUAUCUGUACCGCGCUACACGAGACCCCACCCUCUUAGAAUUGGGAAGAGACGCAGUGGAGUCUAUUGAGAAAAUCAGCAAGGUGGACUGUGGAUUUGCAACAAUCAAAGACUUGAGAGAUCACAGACUGGAUAAUCGCAUGGAAUCCUUCUUUUUGGCUGAAACAGUGAAAUACUUGUAUCUGCUGUUUGACCCAGACAACUUCAUUCACAAUGAUGGGUCAGUCUUUGAUGUGGUGUUCACACCAUACGGGGAAUGCAUCUUGAAUGCUGGAGGAUACGUCUUUAACACUGAAGCUCAUCCUAUAGACCCUGCUGCACUGCAUUGCUGUAGGAAGUGGAAGGAAGAGCAGUGGGAGGUAGAAGACUUGAUGCGAGAAUUUUACUCAUUGAAGAGAAACAAAAAAUUCACUUUAAAAAGAGCUUCAGACCAUGGUGAAGGGGAAAGCAUGCAAGACACUGUAGAUGCCUCUUCAGGGAGUGGCGGAGAGAAAAGAAACUCUAAGAAGGCACACUCCCUCCUGAGUUGCCCUAGUCAAUCUUUUAACUCCAAACUUGCAGUAUUGGGACAGGUCUUCCUAGACAACACCUGAUUCUGUUCUUAUUAUCAGUUUAAAUUAUUGAACUUGAUUUAGACUCUGGGAAUAUAUUUUUAUGGUUUCAUAAUGGAAAAAGUCGUACCUCACAAUGUGAAUUCUGUUAUGAAUUAAAACAGCCUCUCAUUCUACUUCUCUCAGUCUACUACUGCCAGUUCAUAAAACAUGAUUCAGAUGAUCAGCUGUUAUUGCUGUAAGUUGCUAAUCUCAAACCAGUUGUUUGCUUAAAAAGCAAAUAUGUGUUCAGAAAGAAAAAGAAAAGUCUACAGUUUGGGAUGUACCAUCUUUAUUUCAUUGUGAGUCUGUUUUGAAAUUUUCCAGGCUUAUGCACAGUCCACAGCUUGCUUUGCUCCAUAAAAGUGAACCUUAGCUGUUCCCUGCCUAUAGGGAAAAGGCAUUGGAUUGCUAGCUCUAGUUUCACUUCUGAGACUACAGGUCUCCUCUGUGACAUCCUCCACCUUUGUUGUUGGCCUCUGUAUGAAUACGUGGUUAGCCUGAGAGAUUUAUGAUCAGUCAAGAAAAUGGUUUUGAUUCAUGAGAUGCAGGCUGAGAUUCGAAGAUCUAGUAUGGGGCAGGGUGUCUGUCAAGCAUCAAGGGGUGGCAUGGGGGAAGGAAAGGACUUGUGACGUAGAGCAUUGCUCAGUUCCUUUGUAUGUAGAAUCAGUGUGGGUCAAUACCAUCUGCCCAAAAUUGGUUUGGUAAGUGUCCAGGUAGUGUCAUCUGGAAACUGAGGUGGAGCAUGGACUAGCAAAAGUUUGAUUGUUCAAUCCCUGCGGUGGAGCUGUUUCUUCUCUCAGAAUCUGACAUGCCUCUCCUGUGAAAUUUCCUCUUUCCUUCCUCUCCUAAACUUCCCAUUAAGGCCUCACUUGCAUAACUCUACAUCAGCCACUCCAGUCAGUAAAGCUGGCCCUCAGGAUGGACUGCCUGAGCUGUUCAGUGUGGCAUGCAUAAGGCUAGGUUGGAAAGGGACUUGCUUCAGACUGAAAUGCCACUCUUCCUUACUGAAGAAGACAGCUGAACUACAGUUUAUAAGCUGCUUGCUGCAGCAGAAAGUGGGAGAUCUCCUUAGGAUCUUUCUUCUAAUGGAAACCAAGCUAUGUUUCUUUUUUUUUCCUCAACAAGUAAAAUGUUGUAUUUGUACCUCUGUUAAUGAAACAUUUUGGUGGUGUUCAGUUGACUUGACAAAUACAAAGCUUUGUAUGUA
Molecule: messenger RNA, 2991 nt
Organism: Dromaius novaehollandiae (emu)
Lineage: Eukaryota; Metazoa; Chordata; Aves; Casuariiformes; Dromaiidae
Gene: EDEM2
Product: ER degradation enhancing alpha-mannosidase like protein 2
Exons: 11
Coding region: 69-1784 (571 amino acids)
Biological process (GO): mannose trimming involved in glycoprotein ERAD pathway; endoplasmic reticulum mannose trimming; carbohydrate metabolic process
Cellular component (GO): membrane; endoplasmic reticulum
Molecular function (GO): mannosyl-oligosaccharide 1,2-alpha-mannosidase activity; calcium ion binding
Source: RefSeq, a predicted model, not a curated record